This is a messenger RNA of Trichosurus vulpecula (common brushtail), 828 nucleotides long. RefSeq names its product ribonuclease P protein subunit p30-like. Lineage: Eukaryota; Metazoa; Chordata; Mammalia; Diprotodontia; Phalangeridae. The transcript has a single exon. Gene Ontology annotation, biological process: tRNA processing. The record is from RefSeq and is a predicted model, not a curated record. Gene Ontology annotation, cellular component: nucleolar ribonuclease P complex. Gene Ontology annotation, molecular function: RNA binding.
AUGGUGGUGUUUGCGGAUUUGAACCUGAGGAAGGGCUCUGAUACGAAAGCGCUUAAGGGGCUUCUGGAGAACGCCGCUCACCUUGGGUUUUCGACUGUUGCCAUUAAUCAUGUUGUGAACUUUAAGGAAAAGAAGCAGGAAAUUGACAAACCAGUAGUUCCUUCAGAGCUCUUUUAAUCUCUGCCUAUUGUAUAGGGGAAAUCAAAACCAAUUAAAAUUCUAAGCAGACUGACACUUAUAGUAUCAGAUCCAUCUCACUGCAAUGUUCUGAGAGCAACAUCUUCCUGUGUCAAGCUGUAUGACAUUGUUGCAGUUUUCCCUAAGACAGAAAAACUUUUCCAUGUUGCUUGCACAAGUUUAGAUGUAGAUUUGGUAUGCAUAACAGUAACAGAGAAAUUGCCAUUUUACUUCAGAAGACCUCCCGUUAAUGUGGCAAUUGAACGAGGUAUUGGCUUUGAGAUUACUUAUUCUCCUGCCAUCAAAGACUCCACAAUGAGGAGAUAUACCAUUUCCAAUGCACUCAGUCUGAUGCAGAUCUGCAAAGGGAAGAACGUAAUUAUAUCUAGUGAUGCAGAAAGGCCUUUAGAAAUAAGAGGACCAUAUGAUGUAGCAAACUUAGGCCUGUUGUUUGGGCUCUCUGAAAGUGAUGCCAAGGCAGCAGUAUCCACGAAUUGCAGGGCAACGCUUCUUCAUGGAGAAACCAGAAAGACUGCUCUUGGUAUUAUUUAUACAACAAAGAAGCCAAGAACAACUGAAGAGGAUGACAGUGUUCCAGCCUGCAAAAAAGCCAAAUGUGAGGACUGACUGAAAGAGGUGCCUUGACUUUCA